AUGACUCAAACUAAAGAUAAGCCAGUAGGAAAAACAAUUCAUGAUCUUGUACGAGAAAAUAAUGUUAAAGAUCUUGAAUUAAUUGUUGGUCGAGGAGCAGGUGUUAAUGAAAUUGAUUUAAAUAAUGAUGAUAAAUUUACACCUUUACAUUGGGCAGCUUAUGCAGGAAGUUUAGAGGCUAUGCAUUGGCUUUUAUGGCAAGCAGCGAAUAUGGAUGCUGCAACAGCUAAAGGGUGGACACCAGCACAUAUUGCUGCAAUUCGAGGACAUGAUGCAUGUGUACAAGCUUUAAUUAAUAAUAAUGUUAAUAUAAAUACACGUGAUCGUCGUCAACAAACUUGUCUUCAUAUGGCUUGUGCACAUGGAAAUUCAUUUGUUGCUCAUACACUUCUACGUGGUGGAGCCGAGAUCAAUCAUCAAGAUGUGAACGGAUGGACACCAGCUUUUACUGCAGCUUAUCAUGGUAGACUUGGAUGUUUACAAAUGCUUGUUAAAUGGGGUGCGAAAUUAAACGAGGUUGAUAAUGAAGGAAAUACAGCUGCUCAUCUUGCUGCUUUGGAAGGUCAUUUACCAUGUUUAAAAUUUAUUAUUGCAGUUACUCGAGAUAUACCAGCAGUAUUAGGUGCACGAAAUGAUCAAGGUGAUACACCAAAAUCUUUAGCUGAACAAUUUUUUAAAGAAGAUUGUUGUAAAUAUUUGGAUGCACUUGAAUGGGAACAAGAUCAUCCUGAACAAGCUGAAAAUCUCGCUUUUCCUGCACAUGUUGCUGCAUAUAAUGGAGAUUUAGAACAUGUAAAAUUAUUAGUUGAACAAGGUGUUAUUAAUGUAAAUGAACGUGAUGAACAUGGUUCAACAUUAGCUCAUAAAGCAGCUGGACAAGGACAUUUAGAUAUUCUUUAUUGGUUACUUGAAAAUGGUGCAAAUAUGGAUUUACAAUCACAAAGUGGUGAAACACCUAAAGAUGUAGCACGACGUUAUGGUCAGUUAGCUUGUUUGAAACUGUUAGGUGGAGGUGCUGAAAAAUCUGAUGGAACUCAACAGAGUGGACAAAAUGAAGUAAAAAAACAAAGUGAACAAAAAAGAUUAACACCAAAAGAAGAAGAACGUCGACGUGCUAAAACAAAACUUGAUGAUUUACAAAAACAAAUUGAUAUAGCUAAAAAAAAUUUUCGACAAUUUGGUGGACAUCUGGAUGAAGAUGAACAACAUGAAGCACAUCAACGAGAAAUACAAAAAAAAUUUGAUGAUUAUGAAACACAAUUAGAAUUUGAAAGACUUAAACGAGAAAAACUUGAAGCUGAAUUAGAUGAAUGUCGACAUGAAAUUGCUCGUCUUAUUAAUACUAUACGUUCAUAUGAAGAGAGAAUGAUACAUGUUCAACAAAGACCACCAAGUAGAACACGUACACAAAAAAUUAAAAAACCAUCAUCAGCAUCAUCAAAUAAACAACAAAGACGUGUUGAAAAACAAACAGGACUUGUAUUUAUACGCAGAAAUUCAGUUAAUUCUUGA
Adineta steineri is the source of this 1512-nucleotide messenger RNA. The record is from the annotation of a GenBank genome assembly. Lineage: Eukaryota; Metazoa; Rotifera; Eurotatoria; Adinetida; Adinetidae.